ACAUCCUUUACUCUUUCAUGGGCCACCUACCUGUUAGCUCGGCACCCUCAUAUACAGCAGCAAAUCUUUGCGGAAGUGACAAGGACCCUGGGACCUGGCACAGUUGCCACAGCAGAAGAUGUCCCUCGUCUGCCUCUCAUCAGAGGGCUGGUCAAAGAGACACUCAGGUUUUUUUCCAGUUCUCCCUGGCAACGGACGGAUAACCCAGGAUGACCUGGUGGUGGGCGGAUACUUAAUCCCCAAAGGGAUUCAGCUGGCCCUUUGUCACUACUCCACAUCUUUGGAAGAAGAAAACUUUGGUGAUGCUUCAGACUUCAGACCCGAUCGCUGGAUACGGAAAGAUUCCAUAAAUCGUGUCGACAACUUUGGCUCAAUUCCCUUUGGCUACGGCAUCAGGAGCUGCAUCGGCAAGAGAGUAGCAGAGUUAGAGAUGCAUCUAGCUCUCACAAGGCUCAUUCAAAAGUUCCACAUUGGCGUGUCUCCGCUUACUACUGAUGUCAAGGCCAAAACCCACGGCCUGCUCUGCCCUGCUACCCCCAUCCACCUGCAGUUCAUCGACAGGGAAAACUAGACUCAGACUCCUCUCCAUAAUGUUUACUACGCUUUGAUCUUAAAGCGAUGAUUCUAUACUAGUUUUUUUUUUUUUAAAUACACUGCCUUUAGUUCACCUUUCACUGUUAGAUUGCAGAUACCAAGCUAAGACCGAGGAUUUACUCAGGCAAGAAUGUGUCUCACCUUUUCCUGUUUGUUAGUAAGGAGGACUCUUAUCCUACAUCAAUAAAUUAACGCAGAUUGAACUUAAGUUAAAGUUAAGUUAAGUGGUGGGACAAAUUCUCGCCUAGGUCUUUUUGUGUAUUUCCGAGUAUCCAUAGCCCCUCAAAAAUACGAUUGUGCAGCAGAAAAAUAAUAAUCUUUAAAAAAACAAUAGUUUCCUUGCACUUUCAGUGAUGAAUAGUUUGUAUGUAUUGCUCCAUUUCAUUCAGAAAAACUUUAAAUAAAG
Messenger RNA from Etheostoma cragini (Arkansas darter), 1000 nucleotides. Its product is annotated as cytochrome P450 27C1-like. NCBI's taxonomy places the organism in Eukaryota, Metazoa, Chordata, Actinopteri, Perciformes, Percidae. The transcript is spliced from 4 exons. Gene Ontology annotation, molecular function: heme binding; iron ion binding; monooxygenase activity. Gene Ontology annotation, cellular component: mitochondrial inner membrane. The coding region runs from base 119 to 571 and encodes 150 amino acids. Gene Ontology annotation, biological process: cortisol metabolic process; cellular response to peptide hormone stimulus; cholesterol metabolic process. The record is from RefSeq and is a predicted model, not a curated record.